CACAGAUUACAGAUCCUUUGCUGUGCAAGUUUUCUAGCUGAAUGAACUUCUUCGAGCUGCCACGUUUGUUUGUUGUAAUGAUUCAACUCGAGGAAAUAUCAACAGAUAACAAAGAAGAGAAAACAUAUGCAUCCUGCGAUAUGAGACAGCAAAUAAACAAGGUAAAAUAAACAAGGUUUUCCGUCCCGGUUUGUCAUCUCUUGUUGGCCAUGGAUGAAGGUGGAGUAAUGCAGAACUUCAGAGUUCCGGUGAACAGUUGGUUCAUUUUCCUAAUGCUUCUCUCCAGAUCUUCUGUAUCCGUUUCAACUGCCUGCUAUCGGUGCACUCUAUUCGUUCCUGUGCUCUCUUCCGGCUAAUCGACUGACAGAAAACCCAGCCAAUCGAGUAUUACUGGUGGAGGCUGGUCCGCGAGAUUCGAAAUGGAAUUGGAAAUUUCACAUGCCAGCAGCACUUAUGUACAAUCUGUGUGAUGACAAGUAUAACUGGUUUUAUUAUACUCAACCGCAAAAAAACAUGAAUGACCGAACAGUUUAUUGGCCCCGUGGACGUGUUUGGGGAGGCUCUUCCACUCUUAAUGCGAUGGUGUACGUCCGUGGACAUCCACUUGAUUAUGAUCGUUGGGAGCAAGAAGGGGCUACGAAUUGGUCUUACAAGAAUGUACUUCCUUAUUUUAAAAAGGCUCAAACUCAUGAAUUGUCGAAGGGGCCAACAGAUCCUUAUCGUGGCUGGAAUGGUCCACUUCAUGUUAUGCAGGGGAAGUGCGACAACCCGUUGCACAAAGCUUUUAUUGAAUGCGGAGAUCAAUUUGGUGUUGGUAUUGUGGAUGACAUAAAUGGAUACAGACAGGAAGGAAUAGCUCCAAUGGACCUCACUAUUUAUAAAGGCUUACGUUGGAGUGCAUCGAGAGCGUAUUUGUGGCCUGCACUUUCACGCCCAAAUUUGCAUACUUCAUCGAAUAUAUUAUGUACACGCAUAUUAUUUGAUGGCAACAAAGCAGUUGGUAUCGAAUUUAUAAGAAAAAAUGGUCCACUUACCGAUAAUAUCAAUUCAUGGAAUCGUGAGAAAGUAUACUGUGAAGAAGGCGUGAUUCUUGCCUGUGGUGCAAUUAAUACUCCACAGCUCUUGCUUCUUAGUGGUAUUGGACCAGCAGAUAAUAUAAAGGCUCAUUCAAUUCCUGUGGUUGAGCAUUUACCAGGAGUUGGCAACAACUUGCAGGAUCAUCUUGAGGUCUAUGUACAACAGAAAUGUACGCAACCAAUUACACUUUACAACAAGAGCUCUUGGCGUUUCCCACAUAAUAUGAUCAAAGUUGGCUUCGAGUGGUACAUGUCUAAAACUGGUCUUGGAGCGAGCAGUCAUCUGGAGUCUGGUGGCUUUGUGAGAAGUAAACCAAGGGUUUCUCAUCCAGAUAUUCAGUUCCAUUUUCUUCCCUCUACAGUACAUGAUGAUGGACGCACCACUAGUAAAUGCCACGCUUACCAGGUACACGUCGGUCCACUGCGAUCCAAGUCCAAGGGUACAGUUACGCUGGCUAGUAAUGAUCCUAGGCGAUAUCCACUCAUAAAUCCGAAUUACUUGGAUCAUUUAGACGACUAUAUCGAAUUUAGACUUGCCAUACGAAUUGCAAGGGCACUGUUAAGUCAGCCAAGCUUUGACAAAUAUCGUGGCGAUGAGCUAUUACCCGGCGAAGAUUGUCAGAGCAACGAGCAGAUUGACGAAUUUGUUCGGAUGAAGUCUUCUUCUGCAUAUCAUCCAUCCUGUUCAUGCAAAAUGGGAAUUGAGUCCGAUAAAUUUGCUGUUGUCAACCCGGAAACAAUGGGCGUCCACGGAAUUGAAAAUCUUUACGUAGUAGAUGCAUCAGUAAUGCCCUCAAUUGUAAGUGGAAAUCUUAACGCACCAGUGAUUAUGCUGUCUGAAAGGGCAGCAGAUUUGAUACAGAAGAAAUCACCACUGGCCGCGAAAUAUGUGCCAGUAUGGUCUCCAAGCGAAAAACAUUCAACGGAGCGUAUAUCCACAGACAGUGCAUAGUUCAAAAUCUCGUUACUUUGGUUAAUUGUUUUUAUUAAUAUUGCUGUUGAAGUUUAAGUAGUUCAUGCCUUCUCAUUCUUACCUGAUAGUUUAUUUUUAAUUGGUUGUAUGCAAAAAUUACCUCGAAUUCUUAAAUACCUGGG
Loa loa (African eye worm) is the source of this 2171-nucleotide messenger RNA. Its product is annotated as GMC oxidoreductase, variant 1. The transcript is spliced from 15 exons. NCBI's taxonomy places the organism in Eukaryota, Metazoa, Nematoda, Chromadorea, Rhabditida, Onchocercidae. The record is from RefSeq and is a predicted model, not a curated record. Gene Ontology annotation, molecular function: oxidoreductase activity, acting on CH-OH group of donors; flavin adenine dinucleotide binding. Bases 439 to 2028 code for a protein of 529 amino acids.